Messenger RNA from Solea senegalensis (Senegalese sole), 6687 nucleotides. It is a transcript of the gene slc6a17, whose product is annotated as solute carrier family 6 member 17. Bases 439 to 2631 code for a protein of 730 amino acids. Gene Ontology annotation, biological process: sodium ion transmembrane transport; proline transport; L-leucine transport. The record is from RefSeq and is a predicted model, not a curated record. Lineage: Eukaryota; Metazoa; Chordata; Actinopteri; Pleuronectiformes; Soleidae. Gene Ontology annotation, cellular component: synaptic vesicle; plasma membrane. The transcript has 12 exons.
UGAAUUUAUCCCACAACACAGCCGCAACCACGUGGCAACGUGAGGUACGAGCGAGUCUUCAGGCAGAGCAGAGCGUCGUUAAAACUCUGAUAUGAGACAAACGCCUUCAAACCUGCACAGGUUAAUGUUGUUAUAGUGGCGGGCGUUGAGCUCCUGCGUCACACUUUACGCACAAUGCGCCCCGUGUGACUGGAAGCUCAGUGAUUUCGCAUCUCUUUGCGCGCAGAUAUGUUGCACACGGAGUCAGCGCAUGAAUGAAGAUACUGAAUAAACCGCUCACUCUUUGGAUUCACACUGUUUGCACGCUGAGGACGUCAUAAUCCGUCCUGCAUACUGCACGAGAUUUAAGAAAUAAGCACAACUCUCUGCCCCUGGCUCAUCUGCAGCUCCUCUAAUUCACCACCCUCGUCCCUCUGAAGGAGCACCUGUGUUGCUGCCAUGCCAAAGAACACCAAGGUGACCCAGCGGGAGCACAGCAAUGAGCCUGUCACUGAGUCUGUGGCUGACCUGCUGUCCCUCGAGCACCCAAUGGACUAUAAGAGCAGUCAGAUGAGCAUGGGCCUGAGUCCUGGCUCGACCGCUCCAGUAAAGGCACUGCUGCCCUCUCCAGACCCGGACGCUGAGGACGGUCGACCGGCCUGGAACAACAAGCUGGAGUACAUCCUGGCACAGGUGGGCUUUUCAGUGGGCCUGGGUAAUGUCUGGAGGUUCCCCUACCUGUGCCAGAAGAACGGUGGAGGUGCAUACUUGGUGCCAUAUUUUAUUCUCCUCCUGCUCAUUGGCAUCCCCUUGUUCUUCCUGGAGUUGGCUGUGGGUCAGAGGAUCAGACGUGGCAGCAUCGGGGUGUGGAACUACGUCUACCCACAGCUGGGAGGCAUUGGAGUUUCCAGUCUGAUGGUUUGCGGUUUUGUGGGCCUUUAUUACAACGUGAUUAUUGGCUGGAGCAUCUUCUAUUUCCUCAAGUCUUUCCAGUAUCCACUGCCUUGGGCUGAAUGCCCCAUCAGGAUUAAUGGAACCCAAGCCAUUGUGGAGCCAGAGUGUGAAAAAAGCUCAGCCACCACUUAUUUCUGGUACCGCCAGGCUCUCAACAUCACCAGCACAAUUGACGACACUGGUGGCCUCAACUGGAAGAUGACCCUGUGCCUGCUAGUGGCUUGGAUCAUGGUCUGCUUGGCUGCCAUCAAGGGCAUCCAGUCCUCUGGGAAGGUGAUGUACUUCAGCUCUCUUUUCCCAUAUGUGGUGCUCUUCUGUUUCCUGGUACGAGGUUUGCUGCUGAAGGGAGCAGUGGACGGCAUAGCUCACAUGUUCACCCCAAAGCUGGAAAAGAUGUUAGAGCCACAGGUGUGGAGAGAAGCAGCGACACAGGUCUUCUUUGCGCUCGGUCUGGGCUUUGGCGGCGUCAUCGCUUUCUCCAGCUACAACAAGCGAGACAACAACUGCCAUUUUGAUGCAAUACUGGUCUCCGUCAUCAACUUUAUUACCUCCAUCCUGGCCACUCUAGUAGUGUUUGCUGUUCUCGGCUUCAAGGCGAAUCUAAUGAAUGAGAAGUGUGUUGUAGAGAAUGCAGAGAAGAUCCUGGGCUACGUAAACACUGGUGUGCUGAGCAAAGAGCUCAUCCCUCGUCACAUCAACUUCUCCCAUCUCUCAUCCCAGGACUACGAAGAGAUGUACGGUGUCAUUAAGACAGUGAAGGAGGACAGCUUUGGCCAGCUGGGCCUGGACGCCUGUCUGCUGGAGGACGAACUCAACAAGGCUGUUCAGGGAACUGGUCUUGCAUUCAUUGCUUUCACUGAGGCCAUGACACAUUUCCCUGCGAGUCCCUUCUGGUCCGUCAUGUUCUUCUUCAUGCUAAUUAACUUGGGGUUGGGAAGCAUGAUUGGCACCAUGACCGGCAUCACUACACCCAUACUGGAUGCUUUCAAGAUCCGCAAGGAGAUCCUGUGUGUGUUCUGCUGUGUCAUAGCCUUCCUGAUGGGUCUGCUGUUUGUGCAGCGGUCAGGGAAUUACUUUGUCACCAUGUUUGAUGACUAUUCUGCUGGUUUGCCUCUCAUAAUGGUGGUGAUCCUGGAGAACAUCUCUGUAGCCUGGAUCUACGGCACUAAGAGGUUCAUGCAGGACUUGGAAGACAUGCUUGGUUUCAGGCCAUACUCCUUUUAUUACUACAUGUGGCGGUACGUCUCUCCGGCUGUCUUGGUGGUGCUCAUUGCCGCCACUGUCCUCGAAAUGGUCAUCAGCCCUGCGGGAUACAACGCGUGGGUGGAGUCCGAGGGCUCAGAGCAUUUCCACAAUUACCCUCCCUGGGCUUUAGCCCUGGCCUAUACCCUCAUUGUUGUGGCCUUGCUGCCUUUACCCCUUGUCUUCAUCGUUCGCCACUUCAACCUGAUCUCAGACGGCUCCAACAAGCUGUCUGUCUCUUACCGUAAAGGCAUGAUGAAGGACAUCUCCAACCUGGAGGAGCAGGAUGAGCAGCGCUUCAUCCUCAGCAAGAACCCCAGCGAGACUCCCUCGCCAAUGCCUGCCCACCGUGCCUACCUGGGCCCUGGUGGCACUCAGGAGAUGACCAACACCAACUACGGCACCAGCACCAAGACGGGUUACCAGAACAUCGGCUCUCCCGAAUCUGAGCUAUGAUUCACUGGUCUCGUAGAUCAUUCCGUCCAUUAAACCCAGAGAUAGAGCUAGAGAGGAAGAAAGGGAGGAACAGAUUCACUGCCAGUUGUUGCAGUGUUCAUCACAUCUUAACCCCACAGCCACAUCUCUACCCCCUUGUCUGCCUCAUCGCUCCCUGCCUAUGGUUCUUCCCCAUCGUAGGAUCCAUGCUGCUAAUAGCCCAUCACUCCGGCUGAGAUGAAGGGAUCAUGGGAAUGUGAGUCCCUUUUGGUCUUAUAAGCUUUUUCAUCUGUCAAGGUAUUCCAGUGGCAGAGAGAGGGGCAGAGGGGGGGGCAGGGUGAAGGUUAUAAAUGGCCGGCGUGUGCUUAGAUACAGACUUUGUGUUGUAAUAAGCUCUGGCUGAGGUUAAGGUGUGUGCAACACCAACAUGCUUAAUAUUGUGCUGAGAUGUAAUCUGGUGUGUUGACUGUUUAGAGAAGGUCAUUUCUGAGACAAAUGGAAUGUCCCUUGCUCUGGGUGAUGAUCGUUCUCCUCUGGUUCACUUGUAGAGGGUUGUGUCUUUUUUUGUGGGGACAGGAUGGAAGGAGACACUCAUCUUGUCCUAAUCUGCAUCACUGUAUGAAAACAUUCCUCAUCUACAGUAUAUGACAAAAUGAUUACAAAUGCAUCCGUUACAGUGUGUAAUUAGUGAUUCUGAUAGUGUACACAGUUUUACGAUCACAUUAUAUCUUCACGUUGAUUGUGCCUAUCAUGCAUCAGCAAUAAUAACUAGUCAGAGAAGAGUCUUAAUAAAGCUGUGGUUCUCCUUCUAUCCCACCUCCCCCGUAAUGUAGAAUACUAUACAUGUGUGUUGUGCAGUAGGCUGGAAUGUCACCGUAAAUCAUUUAUAUACACCACAGUAGUGUAAUGGGUGGAACAAACUUUUUAUUUUUUCAUUUUCGCGAACACUGAAGCACAGACACCCGUCGUAGUUAGAGCAUCUCUGAGCCUUAACACCUUUUUUUGUUUUCCCCUUCAAACAAUCUUCUCUGUAGUGUUGGUAUCAGGACACGUCGUCUCUGUGCUGGUCCAGUCGCAGCUGGCAUAGACAAAGCCAUUCUAUUCCUUUUAAUCAGUUAUUUUAAUGAAGCGAUUCUAUUUUAAUCACUGCCUUAGUAGAGAUAAGCAGACUGGCUGCUUCGUGUUUGUUUUCCUCUGUACUAGCGAGGCAGGCAGAGAAGGAGUUGGUAUAAUGCGAGUUGUGUCUUUGUGUACAGACAGACAGACGGUGCAUGUACAAGUGGACAUGCAUUAGUGUGUGAAUGAGAGCUCCCCGUGACCCAGCCUGUUUAAAAAUAGAGCUGUGUUACCCAGGGGAUGCCGUGGCAACACACCAUAGAUACAGGUCCUCUUCUGAUGUGGUGGAGGGAGAGAGGAGACCACCUUGCUUUGUCUGCACCACCUGCACAGCUGUUUGUCCAGAAAUACAGAGAGAGAUUAAACAUUGUAGUGUCGACGUGUGACUACAGUAAGUCUCCAAUGUUACAGUGUUUAAGUAUUUUACUGCCAUGCUGUGGGUUAAUAAUCGUACCUCAUCCCAGGGAGGUGGAAGUCUAUGUUUUAUUGUUUUACGUUUUCUGAAAUUGUGACCACUAUAAACAUCUUUUCCUCUAUUUGUGAGAACUAAACUAGAACCUCUUUAUUUUUAACGUGUAGUAUUGUAUGACGAUAUGUGUUUAAGGGUAUAAUGUGGAACUGUAACGUGAUAAAAAUGUUGUCUCUACUGGCCAGCAGGGGGAGCCAAUGCCACACCCACACUCUUGUGGCCCCUCCCUGAGACAAUACUUGAGACUGAACAGAUGUAGUGUGAAGCUCACUCUCAUUGUUUUGGUGCCUGAACAGCAUCUCUGUUGUCAGUGUUUGCGUUAUGCUUUCCUCGCGUUGUUAGCUUGGUUAGGUUUAUUUUAUUUUUUUGCAUUUGAGUUCAGAACAAUGUCUUGUCUCCUUCACUUGAGCACUUUAAGUAGAUAAAGACCCUGGGGUUGAUUGUUAUAAGCACAUACGUUUGACAAAAUGCUGUGUAGAGUUGAAACCGUAAUCAUAAGAAUGCUUUGACGGAAAUGAUGAGCAAUAUUUAUGCACAUACAGUAGACUCUGUACUGUAUAUAUAUUAAUAUAUAUAUAUAUAAAACACUUUCUAAUGUAAAGACAUUAGCAUUCCAACAAGCAAGCACAUGUUUUAUGAUAAUAUUUAUACUUGCUCACUUUAGUGAAAGAGUCCUAAAACUGAAGAGUGAAAAGGAAUUCAGGCACUAUUCAUUUUAUUAUUUACACCUUUGCUUUUUUUUGUGUGUGUGUGACGUCACCUUGUCUGUUGUGAAAAGAGGAUAGAUUCUGACUUCCAGUCGUUUUUAAAAGCAUGUCUGUAUUGAUGCUUCCAUGCCACUGAUUUGCACUGUCCCUGGUUUAUUUGCAUAUUUAUAAAGAAAAAUAGUAAAUUGAAAUAGAUCACGUGUGUGGGUGAGGUAGAAGCCCAUUGCUGGCUCAUGAAAGACAAUGGAAAGUAAAAUGUCAAAAAAUACAUAACUUUACAAGAGAAAAAACACAUAAACUAUAACUCAAACACAAAACAAAUUCACCAAACACGACAAAAAUCUAAAUUAUAUAAUGGAAUCUUUACUCAUCAGAACAUGACAAAGCAUGAUAUGAGUGAUGACCCGUGUCUGUGAAGUGUAGCAGGUGUUAAAGUCUUCACCUGUAAAAGAAAAAGAGGAGAAAAAGACAAAAGUUUUACAUAAUACAGACAUACAGUCUUUUGUGACGAUAUACCACAUGUUUUAUAUUAUUUUGCUGCUCGUGAUGGUGCAUAACCUCAGACGAGGGCGCUCACCUCUGCAGAAACGGCACAAUUAGGGAAGCACAGGAACACGAGCACAAGGGAGUUUCAUGUAGAAGUAGAAGUGAAUUCUCUCCAGACAUUAAACUACAAAAUACAGAGUAAAACAUGUGUAGAUCAUGUUAGUUAAGGAAAAGCACUGCCAUCGUCACAGAAAGCUGCACCCCUGGUUUCUUGGCUUGUAACUACAGACGUGUGUACAUGAUGCAAAGGUAAAUACAGGAUCUUACACAUUAAGAGAGCACAAUCACGACACCAGUUACAUUUUACUUUGGGAAUGGUAUAGCUUUCAGGACAAGUCAUAUCUUGUAUAUGAUGUUUUACAUAUGAAAUCCCCCCGAAAAACACUUUCAUGCAUUAUUAAACUUAAUAGUAGUACUAAUAAUACCUAAAAUGAUGAUAUUAUGAUACAUUACUAUUACUACUAUUGAAACCAAGGAGUCCAACUCCAGGGUCUUUCUGUCUUGUCCAUGUGUCAGCUGUUGCGUUAGAUUAAAACAGAGCAAACUCUACAGCUCAACUGAGUUACUGGUAAAUGAUCCUGAGAUUAUCUCAACAAACGUAAAGUAAUAGUGUAUUUAUUUAACUGUGCAAAUAGUCUGUGUGUGAACAAACCAUAGUUAUAUUUAUAGUAUUUAAGACGGUGUAUUUACUCUGUACAUAUUGAUGUACAUUCUGAUAAAUUCACUGAGUAUCUAUAGUAAGAGUGACAGGAUGUAUUCUUGAGCUGUAAAUAAUACUUGUAUAUUUGGAGAUAUUUUUGAUUUUUGUACUGUAGGUAAUGUUGUGUCAGUGUCUGUUGGUUUGUGGUGUUGCUGUGUGAUUGUUCUCAGUAAAAAUGGACGAGUAUGUGUGUGUGUGUGUUUAAAAGUGUAUGUAGGUUUUUGAUGUUUAAAUGUGUGUUUUCUCUCCUCUGUCAGUGUUGUGUGCUGCUGAUCUAAUCUAGUAGCUAAAACCAUGUCGGUGCAGUGAACUGCGACCUCUAAUGUGAGCAGUCUCUUCUCUGUGUUUCUCACUGGAACUGCGGCGGUUUCCAGCACAAACCUGGCAACACAAUCAAGAAGAAAGGUUUUUUGCGAUAACAGCGCAACAACAGCAACAGAAAUCUUUAUUUUUUGGUUGAAGAGAGUGAAGAACUGUACAAACAUGAUGGGUGAAGCAAACAGGAAAUUAAAAUAAACCACUUUUAUGAAACAGAAAAA